AUUUCAAAUUAUGAUUCAGAAAAUUAUUAAUUUUCUGUUCUAAUGAUUAACUAGUUGUAGUUAAGUAAUUUAUUUAUUUGAUCGUUUUUCUUCAGUUAAUUGUUACCGUCUUUGGCCUUUAGUUAUGAAUCGUCUUUGAGUUUAUUGAUCGUAACUAUUUUUUGGAUAUCGUCAGUACCUGAUGAUCUGUUGAUUCGGUUCACUUGUUCAAAUCAAUUCAAUUUUUUUCCUUACAUUUUUUGUUAAUUUUGUUUGUUAAAACACUUUAUUCCAAAUGGAUCUAAGUUUGUUUAUUUUUCUAAUUUUAUCAUCGGUGGCCUUAAUCGUCUCUUUAUUGGUUUUCUUUAUCAUCACUCUUGACUCAGAUUUGACACUUUUCUUUGCUGAGAAAUUUGGUAAACCCAUUGGAAAUCUAAAAGGAAAAGUAGUUUGGAUCACUGGAGGAUCAAGUGGAAUUGGUGAAUCUUUAGCUUAUUUAUUAGCCAGAAACGGUUCAAAGUUAAUCAUUUCUGGAACAAAUCAAGAACGUCUCGAAAAUGUCCGCCGUAACUGUAUUGCUGAAGGUUUAUCCGAAGAUAACAUUUUGGCCUUAAAAUUUGACAUGAAAGACUUUGAAGUUCAUCCUGUUAUGUUUAAAAAAGUUAUUGAUAAAUUUGGGAAGAUCGACGUAUUGGUUAAUAAUGCUGGACGGUCUCAAAGAGCGGCUUUCGCUGAAAUCGAAUUACGAGUUGAUGAAGAGAUUUUUAAAACCAACACUUUAGGCCCUGUAAGUUUAACAAGAUUAGCACUUAAACAUUGGGACAGUACUGGUAAAUUGGGAAUCAUAGCCGUUGUCACAAGUGUCGCUGGUAAGGCUGGAACGCCAUUUUCAGCAUCUUACACUGGAAGUAAACAUGCUCUUCAUGGAUACUUUGAGUGUUUACGAGUUGAAUCAAUUGGUAAACCUAUAAAAAUCAUAAUGUGUUGUCCUGGUCCAGUUGAAUCUCGAGUUUUAGAAAACGCAUUCACGGGUGAUGGUAAUAGAGUGGGUCGUAAACAUCCAGCAGAUAUGAGACGAAUGAAAGCCGAUCGUUGUGCAAAGUUAAUUGCUGUUUCAAUCGUUAAUCAAUUAGACGAGGCUUGGAUGGUCACUCAGCCUGUUUUAAUGCUUUUAUAUGCUAAUCAAUACAUGCCCAGUUUAAGUAGAUCAAUGAUGUCGUUAUUUUUAAGCCCUAAAGCCUUACACAAGCUUAGAGAUGGUUAAGUAAUCACUUAACAUACGAUUAUCUACAAUAAUGCUCAUAUACAUCAAACUGUGAUCAAAUCAGUUUCGAACACAAAUUAUUUACUUAUCGAUAAUUUCAUUGCAAUUUGUAAACUAAAUUAUCAACGAAAGAAAAAGUUUCAUAACCAACAGUCUAAAAGUUAAUUAAAUCAACUUGAUAGCUGUCAUAAAAUGAA
Messenger RNA from Panonychus citri (citrus red mite), 1440 nucleotides. Its product is annotated as dehydrogenase/reductase SDR family member 7-like. NCBI's taxonomy places the organism in Eukaryota, Metazoa, Arthropoda, Arachnida, Trombidiformes, Tetranychidae. Bases 275 to 1243 code for a protein of 322 amino acids. The transcript has 5 exons. Gene Ontology annotation, molecular function: oxidoreductase activity. The record is from RefSeq and is a predicted model, not a curated record.